AUGACAAAUUCUACCGAUUUACUGGUAGAUGACGGAAACUUUACUUUACGAAGUGAAACCGUAAAUGCAGUAACUGAUGCGGCAAAAAAUUUUUUGGCUAACAGAAGCAUGCAGGCUAGGAAUUCAGCAAGCCAUGCUGGACACGACUCUCAAAUGCACCAUAUGCAUCAUCACCAUCAUCACCAACACAUGGGAAUGGGAGAAGAAAUGGGGAUGAUGACCGGCGACACAAUGUCCUCGAGUAACCAUCAGAUGAUGAAAAUGUGGUUUCAUGGGGGCUACGAUGAAGUCAUUCUAUUUGACUUUUGGAGGAUCAACUCUUUUUGUGGGCUUAUAACAUCCUGUUUGGUGAUAUUCGUUAUGUCAGCACUGUAUGAGGGUGUUAAAUGGUUCCGGGUGUACCUGCAAAUGGCUUCUGAAAAAGUAGAUUCACAGAACUGUCUGCUUGAAGAAAGGCAUCACAAUGGAUUGGUUUAUAAGCCGACUACGACUACAAGUAACAACGUCACUGCAGGGUUUCAAGUGCGCGGUUUUCAGGGUGUCUUGUACGCUGUGCAAUUAACUCUUGCCUACUGGAUGAUGCUGGUUGCAAUGACGUUCAACUCAUAUUUGACUAUAGCGGUAAUCGUCGGAGCAGCUUUCGGUCACUGGCUUUUUGCCGUUUUGAAAUGUUUCAACUCUCAAGCUGACCGUUUAAAUUCAUUGGCUACAGACGCUUGUCACUGA
Molecule: messenger RNA, 726 nt
Organism: Enterobius vermicularis (human pinworm)
Lineage: Eukaryota; Metazoa; Nematoda; Chromadorea; Rhabditida; Oxyuridae
Source: the annotation of a GenBank genome assembly